AUGGCACUCAACAAUCAGGAAAAGAUCAUCUUGGAGAGACAGAUUAAUGGCCUUGCGGCCCAGCGACCGGGAAAAGGAAGCCUCUUGAGCUAUUCAACAACGCUCGACAAGGUCAUUCUUCUCAUUAGCUUCACCUGUGCUAUACUCGGCGGCAUAUUGAAUCCCCUGAUAGCGGUCAUUUACGGCCAAACCGUGGGAAUCUUUGGCAGCUAUUCAGGCUCUUCUCUCUCCCAUGCCGACGCGCGACGCCAAAUCGUCACCUAUUCACUCUACUGGGUCUAUCUGUCGGUGGCGAUUUUUGUCCUCAUCUAUACAGCCACGGUCGGCUUCUACUACGUCGGGGAGCGCACAGCACGAGCUCUGCGCAAUGCCUAUCUCAAGUCCAUCAUCCGGCAAAACAUGGCCUUUUUCGACACCCACGAGCCCGGGCAAGUCUCGACGCGCAUCAUGUCCGACAUGACGCACGUGCAGGAGGGCAUCACGAGCAAGCUGUCCAUUGCCGUGACCGCCAUGGCCUGCUUCUCGUCCUCGUUUGUGAUUGCCCUCAUUGUCCACUGGAAGACGGCGCUGGUGCUGAGCCCGGCGUUUGUCAUCAUGACGCUCGUCGGGUCCCUCGCUGGUGCGCGCAUCGUCAAGUACCACAAGGAGGCCAAACUCGCGAAUGAAAAGGCGUCUAGCCUAGCCCAGGAAGCCAUUGCCUCGGUGCGGCACGUCUACGCUCUUGGGAUCCAGCGCCAUCUCGCCGAAAGAUACCAGUCCUUCUUGGACAACGCGGGAAAACAUAAUCGCAAGGCGCUGUAUAUCAUGUCCGUGGUAAUUGCCUGGUCGCAGGCAGUCCCUCCUCUGGUGCACGCGCUGACGUUCUGGGCUGGUUCGCAGUUUCUCGUGCAAGGGAACAUGACGGUGGGACAGAUUACCACCAUUGCUCUCGUUGUCGUGAUAGGCGUCUUUGCCAUUGUGCGGAUAUCACCGGCCGCCCAGGCGUUGGCCAACACCGUCUCCAGCGCCAGUGUGAUCCUGGGCGAAAUGGCCCGCCGCUCGCCCCAGGACCCGUUUGACGCUUCUGGUGGGACCGUGGAUGACUUUCGAGGAAGCGUCGAGCUUUGCGGAGUCAAUCUCGUAUAUCCCAAGAGGCCCGAUGCUAGGGUGAUGAAGGAUGUGUCCUUUCGCUGUCCCGCCCUCAAGACGACGGCAAUAGUAGGGGCUUCAGGUAGUGGCAAGAGCAGUAUUAUCAAUCUGCUACAGCGCUUCUAUGAGCCAACUGGUGGGCAGAUAUUGGUUGAUGGUGCCGAUAUUCAAUCAUUGAACAUUCGCUGGUUACGUAGUCAGAUGGGGCUGGUAAAACAACAACCAGUUUUAUUCGACACGACGAUAUUCGAAAACAUCACAUAUGAAUUGCUUAAUCAACAAGUCAUUGCUGUCGCAAAGAUGGCGAAUGCCCAUGACUUUAUAUCCGCCUUGCCGGACGGGUAUCAGACACGGGUGGGAGAAAAUGCGACACAACUGUCUGGGGGUCAAAAGCAGCGCAUCGCCAUCGCGCGGGCCUUGAUGCGAGAUCCAAAGAUCCUUUUGCUGGAUGAGGCCACCUCGGCUCUGGACACGGGGUCCGAGGCGGCGGUGCAAUUGGCGCUGAGCAAAGCGGCACAUGACCGAACCACAAUCGUCAUUGCCCAUCGCCUGAGCACUAUCCGCCAUGCAGACAAUAUUGUCGUCAUGUCCGAGGGUUGUGUUGUAGAACAAGGGACGCAUGCUAAUCUCAUCGCUCGCGACGGCCACUAUGCGCGUCUCGUCCAUGCUCAACAGGUUGAGGGCGAGCUUGGGGUCCAGGAUGACGAUCUUGAAGAUGAGAUUGCCACAGAGUCCGUGGUUGGCCCUAUUUUGGAAGACGAAGUGCUCCCCACCUCGAAAACAGAAUCUCGCGGGGAUCAACAUAUUCCGAUUGUUACUAUCACUGAAGAGAUUAAGCCAAAUGGUUGGGGCCUGGGCAAGACCUUGGCCCUCAUAAUUCAAUGGAACAAGGCCGAGCGCUGGAUGUUGUUGCUUGGACUGGUUUGCUCCAUAUUCGCCGGCUUAGCAUUGCCUGGUCAAUCAGUAGUCUUUGCAAAGGCUCUCGAUGUCUUGUCACUUACCGCUUCGGACUAUGGAACACUUCGUAGUCAGGUGAAUCUCCUUGCCGGUAUCUACUUAGUUGUGGCCUUUGUCACAUUUCUCCUCUGGGUCGGCGUUGGUCACGCGUGCGCCUACACCGCAGACAGACUGGCGCAAAGUGUUCGAAAUGGCUGUUUCCGAUCAAUCAUGUCGCAAGACGUCGAGUACUUUGACCAAAAAGCACACUCAACCGGAUCCCUCUUGUCCACCCUCUCCACCAGCAUAGACGCCCUCAUCGGCCUGAGCAGCCCCGUCAUGGGAGGUAGCUUGACAUUUAUCUGCACCAUACUCGGUGGUAUAGUCAUCGCCGUGGCUUUGGGCUGGAAGCUGGCUCUGGCUUGCACCGCGACGUUACCACUAGUCGUUGCGUGUGGCUGGGUGCGCCUACAGAUGCUGGCCAUAUUUGACGCACACACGCGGCAAAACGGCAUCGACGCCGCAUCCUACGCGGCCGAGAUUGUCAAGUCGGUCAGCACCGUGGCGAGUCUCGGCCUGGAGGAGUUUGUCCUGGGCCGCUACGACGGGUUCCUCGCCAAGCAGUCGGAAAAGUCGUUCCGGUCCAUCUUGUUGGCGUCGAGCCUGUACGCCGCGUCCCAGUCGGUCGUGUACCUUGCCAGUGCGCUGGCCUUUUGGUACGGCGGGACGCUGCUGCUCGAGGGAGAAUACUCAUUAUUUCAAAUCUAUGUUUGCUAUACCACGCUGAUAUCUGGCGCGCAGAUUGCCGGGUCCGUCUUUUCGUUUGCGCCCGAUGCGAGCAAGGCCAUACACGCCAGCUGGGAAAUUGACAGUAUUCUGAAAAUAGGAAAUAACUCCAUCUCGCGAGAAGAGACUGACGAGGAGAGGGACAAGAGUGCUGAAAAAUCGCCCAAACAUGUCGCCAAGUAUACCCACAUUGAGUUCCAAAAUGUCAGCUUCUCCUAUCCGACACGCAAGACGCGUCUUGCCCUGGAUAACUUUAGCCUCAAGAUUGGUUCAGGGCAAUUUGUCGCCUUGGUCGGCCCAAGCGGGUGCGGCAAGAGCACGGCCUUGUCACUUGUUGAGCGCUUCUACCGGCCAGACGCCGGCACGGUCUUGAUCGAGGGUCGAGAUCUCGCCUUGUGUGAUAUUGACGAGCACCGGAGAUCCAUCUCGCUCGUCAGCCAGGAAGCGGCCAUGUUUUCCACCUCCAUUAGAGAGAAUGUCGCCAUGGGGUUGCCGGGAGAGGAAGUUUCGGAUCAAGAUAUUUGGAAUGCUUGCCGACAGGCUAAUAUUGAAACAUUUAUCAAGUCACUCCCUGACGGUCUCUCCACCCUCGUCGGGCCCGGGGGGUGCAUGCUGAGCGGUGGUCAGAAACAACGGGUCGAGAUUGCGCGGGCCCUGCUGCGCGACCCGCGAAUCCUGCUCCUGGACGAGGCCACGUCGGCCCUCGACGCCGAGUCCGAGGCCGCGGUGCAGGAGGCGCUCGAGCUGGCGUCGAGACACCGGACCACUGUUGCCGUGGCGCACCGGCUCAGCACCAUCCGGAACGCCGACCUGAUUUGCGUCCUGGAUCGCGGCAGAAUUGUCGAGUCGGGCUCGCAUGAGGACUUGGUUAGGAAGAAGGGGAGGUAUGCGGCGCUCCUGGAGUUGCAAGAUUUGCGGUGA
Molecule: messenger RNA, 3771 nt
Organism: Pestalotiopsis fici W106-1
Lineage: Eukaryota; Fungi; Ascomycota; Sordariomycetes; Amphisphaeriales; Sporocadaceae
Exons: 6
Coding region: 1-3771 (1256 amino acids)
Biological process (GO): transmembrane transport
Cellular component (GO): membrane
Molecular function (GO): ABC-type transporter activity; ATP hydrolysis activity; ATP binding
Source: RefSeq, a predicted model, not a curated record